CAAUCAGAGGAGUUGUUGCUGCUGCGGCUUUAUUUGAGUUCUGCUGCUGCUGAGCUGGAGCAGCGUGAUCUGGAGAAGAAAAACUGCAAGUUCGUAGUGUUUAUAUACAGUUAUAGUUUAUAUUAUUGGUUAUUAUGGAAGAUAUUGUACAAGUUUAGCUACUAAUGCACGUUUUGACAAGAAAAGUCCGCGGUGUAAAGUAUGUGACUUAGUGGCAUCUAUUCUGUGUUGGCCUCUUACCAAGUUAGUCAGCAGAAAGAGGAGCUUUGCAGUCACCAACUGGUGCACGAAAAACGUCCUUCCAAUGUCUUUAGUCGAGGAUAUUCUGGAUGUGCUGCGUGUCGUCCUGCAGUACUUUGGAGUGCCUCCAGACAUGCUGGUUCCAGUGUGGGACAGUCAGCUGUGCGGCCAAUAUCGUAGCAUCGUGCGGAUGAUUGGGACCAACCUCCCACUGACACCUACACCACGUGUCCACUUUCAGGUCCCUCUGUUCACUUAUAGGCCCCACGGUUAUGUCGACGUCACCGUUGAGACACCUACCAUCCCCUCGUUCUCUGACGUCCUGUGGGUGUUUGAGGACGAGGGGGAGAGCUUUGCCAAAACCAGGAACCAUUUACCUCCAAAGACGCUAAGUACUGAAAAUCGGGAUGUGGUGAGAUACCCAGGACCGGCCCAGAAUAAAGCCCAGAGAGGAGGCAGACCUGUGAAGCAGACAGCUGCUCCAGACGCCCUGAAGAAGAUCACAGCGCUGGAGAGCGAGCUGCUCAAGCUACGAGCUCAGAUAGCCAUGAUUGUCACUGCCGCUCCGACCUCGGGUCUGACCGAGUCCCAGAAUACCCCAGGCACGCCUUUGAUGUCCUCUCCCCUUCCUCCGGCUCUCACCUCCACGCCUCGCUGUUCUGCUCCUCCUCCACCACCACCUCCACCUCCUCCUCCUCCUCCUCCUGCUCCCUGUCCUGGCUCCUCCGCUAAGACUUUAUCUGUGGCAGAGCUGGUCCGCCAGCGGAGGAAUAAAGACCUUGACAAGGGUCAGCUCAAGCCCCAGGACUCAGACGUUAAAGGGAUCCCAUCCAUGCUGGAUGUUCUGAAGAACUUAAAUCAAGUGAAAUUGCGUUCAGUGGAGAGAUCCCCAGGGGGGACACCAGUCAGAAGGAGACGCAGUAAGGGAGGUGCAGCAUUGCUUAGUGACCCAGCGGCUCUUAUCGCUGAAGCGCUGAAGAGAAAGUUCGCCCAGCAUCGCCUCAACAACUCGUCUGACAAAGAGAACUCACUCGAACUCUCACCGUUCGGCAGUCCAGAAACACCCAAGGUUGCUCUCCAUAUCAGACGCAGUCAGGGGCGCCUCCACCUCUGAUCCCGUUGAUCUGACCCCAGAAAAAAUCAAAAAUCAGACACCCCAUCUGCCAAUUACCGCUCCCACAGAUGUGCCUCACAAAUUACUACUGCAGCUACUGACUUGCAUUUCAUUUAUUUUUUAUUUUUGUUUGUCUAUUCUUUUGUUUUUGUAAGAGUGUUUGUCUCACAAAGAACAAAGUGCUUGUUUCUGUUACGUAUCUCUUUGUCUCCCAACAAAGAAAAGAGAAGAGUGUGAAUGUAUAUUUGUGUUACAGCGAUUGCUGCGAACGAGGGUUUUGGUACAGUUGUUUUGUCUUUUUGUACAGCGCAGUGUUAUGUUUCCAUUGUUAUUCACAUAUUAAUGAUAUCUUUUUAAAUGAAAUAAUGUGUUUAAGCAGGUGUGCGCUUUAGCUUCCUGCUUUAAUGUUUCUGAAGUCACUUUAUGAGGCCUUUUAUAAUUCGUACCUCAACCAAGUGAAAUUAAUAACUGGGUAUUGAGAUUCAUACAGCUGUAUUCUAUGCAACUGCUGUUUCAGGUCAUUUUAUUAUAUUAAAGUGUUAAAUUGCACUGGUCAAA
Messenger RNA from Sebastes umbrosus (honeycomb rockfish), 1912 nucleotides. RefSeq names its product mitochondrial fission regulator 2 (gene mtfr2). Gene Ontology annotation, biological process: aerobic respiration; mitochondrial fission. The record is from RefSeq and is a predicted model, not a curated record. The transcript is spliced from 8 exons. Gene Ontology annotation, cellular component: mitochondrion. NCBI's taxonomy places the organism in Eukaryota, Metazoa, Chordata, Actinopteri, Perciformes, Sebastidae. Bases 305 to 1354 code for a protein of 349 amino acids.